This is a messenger RNA of Rangifer tarandus platyrhynchus (Svalbard reindeer), 402 nucleotides long. The record is from the annotation of a GenBank genome assembly. NCBI's taxonomy places the organism in Eukaryota, Metazoa, Chordata, Mammalia, Artiodactyla, Cervidae.
AUGAAAAGAUUAACCACUAGGUCAUCUCUUGCUUUAAAAUCCCUCCCAACCUCCCUUACCUUCUGUUUUUCAAAAACUGAAAAAGGUGCUAUGUCUCCUACAGGUGCUUCUCCUCAGAAGACAGGUUCCACAGAAGUUAUGAACAUCCCCUUUUACAGCCUCACCACAUUAAUCCUCUGCUAUUGGCUUCUGGAGGCCAGAGGACCAGGAUUCAGUGUCUCUGGCAAGCACAUUUUCGGAGACAGGAUAAAGGGAAGAACACCCACUACAUCUGUAUGUUUAUUCACGAAACAUUCAGAGAAGUGGGUGAGUCUAUCACUUCCAUUCAAAUGUGCUCAUGAGACAAUCACAGUAUGGAAUACUCAAACUUAUUUAACCUAUAUAUUCUUUCUAGAUAUCUAG